AAGUCGGGCAUAGUACGCACGUAACCCUCUAUUCACAACAGGAUCCGGCCGGAGGAACCGGCGACUGGAGGUGCAACGCCACACUUGCUGGCCUGUGCCUCAUUCACCCCCAGCCAGCAGUAACCCCAGUCUCACUCAACCAUCAAUCAUCAGACCCCGGUGACUUCACCACGUCUUUCAUCAAUCGUCUCGCCAUCUCCUCCCAAAGCAGUCCACCGGCAUCGUCUCGCAUUGAAACCCGCGGUCAUCAUGGGCCUCUCCUACAACACAUAUCUCACCAGUGACAAGAUAUACGGCUGCAAGAACUGCAAGACGCACCUCGCCAACCAAGAGGAUAUCAUGAGUCGUAGUUUUAGGGGACAGCAUGGUAAAGCCUUCCUGUUCCAUAGCGUCGUCAACUACGACGCCGGCACUCCCUCGGAGCGGGCCAUGACGACAGGCCGCCACAUUGUCCGGGACAUUUCGUGUCGCCAGUGCAAGGAGACGGUCGGCUGGACGUACGACAGGGCUUUUGAGCCGUCGGAGAGAUACAAGGAGGGCAAGUUCAUUCUAGAAGCUGAGCUGCUAUGUACUGUUUCUUGAGGGCGCCCUGCAGGGCA
Messenger RNA from Emericellopsis atlantica, 599 nucleotides. Its product is annotated as Yippee/Mis18. The transcript is spliced from 3 exons. The record is from RefSeq and is a predicted model, not a curated record. Gene Ontology annotation, cellular component: ubiquitin ligase complex. The coding region runs from base 250 to 582 and encodes 110 amino acids. Lineage: Eukaryota; Fungi; Ascomycota; Sordariomycetes; Hypocreales; Bionectriaceae.